This is a messenger RNA of Ilex paraguariensis (yerba mate), 1242 nucleotides long. Lineage: Eukaryota; Viridiplantae; Streptophyta; Magnoliopsida; Aquifoliales; Aquifoliaceae. The record is from the annotation of a GenBank genome assembly.
AUGGGCACAAUGGGGAGAAUAUGCAACACGAUAAACGACUUGAAGCCAGCAAUGAUGAUGGUGACGGCUCAGAUUGCAAUAGCAGGAGUGAAUAUUUUCUGCAAAUUGGCUGCAAAUGAUGGAAUGAGCUUGAGGGUUUUGGUCGCCUAUAGAUUCAUGUUUGCUACUGCUACUGUUCUUCCUCUUGCUCUCUGUAUUGAAAGAAAGAAAAGGCCAAAACUGACAUGGACGGUGAUCGGGCAAGGAUUUACUUGUGCACUCUUUGGGGGAUCAUUGGCACAAAAUUUUUAUGCCCAGAGCUUGGUGUUAACCUCGGCAACUUUUGCAGCAGCUAUAACUAAUCUUAUUCCAGCCAUCACCUUCAUCAUGGCCAUAUUAUUCGGGUUGGAGAGGCUGGGCUGGGGUACUAUGGCAGGUAAAGCAAAGAUUGUGGGAACAUUAAUGGGCAUAGCUGGAGCAAUGCUCCUCACAUUCUACAAAGGGAUUGAGAUUAACCUGUGGCCAACACAUGUUGACCUUUUGCAUGAGGGUCAGCAUCAAGUUGGACACGUGGCAGCAUCACACCAUAAGUCUAUUAAUCACAUCUUGGGUCCUUUAUUGGCUUUAGCAUGUUGUUUCUCUACUGCAUUUUCUUUGAUGAUUCAGGCAAAGAUGAGUCAGAGGUAUCCUUGUCAUUACUCCAGUACUGCUUUGAUCUGUAUGAUGGGAUCACUACAAGCCGUUAUUUUUGCUUUUUGCAUGGAGAGAGACUGGCGUCAAUGGAAGCUUGGGUGGAACAUCAGACUCCUCACAGUAGUUUACUCUGGAACCAUUGCCUCAGGACUGAUGGUUACGUUCAUUAUGUUUUGUGUACGCAUGAAGGGUCCUCUAUUUGUAUCGGUUUUUAGCCCUCUUAUGCUUGUUGUCGUGGCAAUUGCUAGCUCUUUGUUAUUGAACGAGAAAUUACACUUUGGAAGUGUGGCAGGAGGUGGAAUUAUAGUAUGCGCGUUAUACUUGGUGCUUUGGGGAAAAAGCAAGGAAAUGAAAAGGAUUGCUCAAUUGAUGCCAUCGAAAAGUUCUAGAGAAAGUGAUCAAGUCGACAAUGUAGUCACAUCUUCAGUAGAAACUAGAAAACGCAUCAGCAUUAGCAACAUAAUAGGAGUUGCUCCAAAUUUCCUCACUAUGACAGACACAGAUGGAUCUGACAAUGAAGAAGAAGAAGAGAAUGCCGAAAAAAAUCCUAACCCAAAUGUGAAGGUCUAG